Messenger RNA from Closterium sp. NIES-65, 2829 nucleotides. Lineage: Eukaryota; Viridiplantae; Streptophyta; Zygnematophyceae; Desmidiales; Closteriaceae. The record is from the annotation of a GenBank genome assembly.
AUGGGCGACGUGGGCCAUCUCCCGCAGGGGGGAGGCGAAACCCUCGUCGUCGCUCGUUCCGCCGCUCUCCCCGCGCCUGGGCCUCUCAUCCGCGCGUCGCCGCCUCCCCCGUCCCCCUCGACCCUCUUCCGCCUCUUUUCCUCCUGCCUCGCCUGCGCGCCCUGGCUUUCCGACGCCAUCUCCGCGACCGGCGGGGGGAAACUCUCCGCCGGCAGAAAUGGUAACAAGCUGACGUGGAGGGAUCCAAUCGAUGACAUGGCACAUUCGGAGGAGGGAGGAGCUUCGCGCGUUGAAGCAGAAAUGUCGGAGCGGGGUAAGAACGGGAUCAUCAGCAAGCCCAUGAGUCAUCAAGGUGGUGGCGGCGGCGGCGGCGGCGGCGGCGGCAGCGCCGGCGGCUCGCCCAGUGACGCCGUCGCGGCGGCUGGGAUAUCACGCGGGUGGUCGAACGACGACGUGUCGGCACUCCCGAUGGACAUGCAGCCCCGCGGUGGUGGCGGUAUUGCGGCGAGCAAGGGAACGAACGGCGUGGUGGCGGGCGCGCUGAUGAAGUCGCCGUCGGACCAGGCGCAGUGGCGAGCCGGCAGCUUGAGACACCUCUUCUCUCUUGUGACGCCCGGCAUGCUGGAGGAUUCGGAGCUGCCGCCAGGGCGGCGCGCGAUAGUGGACCACUCCAUGCGCGUGCUGCGGGAGAACGACCUGGGCGGCUACACCAUCCCCACGCAAGGCCUUUACCCCUUCCAGUGGAACUGGGACAGUGCCAUCGUGGCAGCAGGCUGGGCAGUUUUCGACGAGCCGCGUGCGUGGCAAGAGAUUGAGAUGCUAAUGUCGGGGCAGUGGAGCGACGGCAUGGUGCCAUCCAUCCUCUUCCACCGCCCCACGGACUCCUACUUCCCGGGGCCCGAGAUAUGGGGCAGCAAGGAGCGCCCCAGCCCCUCCACGGGCAUCACCCAGCCGCCAGUGGCGACGCUCUCUGUGCGGUUCUUGUAUGAGCAUGCGGUGGAUAAGGAACUCGCGAGGGAGAAGAUGGAGCUGCUGUUUCCGAAGCUUCUGGCAUGGCACCGCUGGUGGUACAAGGCGCGCGACCCCCUAGGCACGGGCGUGGUGGCCAUCCUGCACCCGUGGGAGAGUGGAAUGGACAACAGCCCUGCGUGGGAUGAGGCGAUGCAGUUCCCCAUCAUUGACCUGCCACCCUACCAGCGCCGCGACCUCACACACGUUGAUGCCGCCAUGCGCCCUGACAAGGCUACAUAUGACCGCUACCUCACACUCCUCUACACCUUCAAGAACACCAACUUCUACGACUCGUCACAGCUGUACCACAUCUCGCCCUUCCGCGUCACGGACCUGUGCGUCAACUCCAUUCUGCUGCGCGCCAAUCGCGACCUGCGCUGGCUCGCACUCAAGCUCGGCCACGAGGACGUGGCUGCGGAGAUCGAGAGCUGGCUCGACGCGGGGUUCCGCGGGUUCGAGACGCUGUGGGAUGAACACGAUGGGAUCUUCAAGUGCAAGGACCAGCUCACGGGGAAGCUGCUGGAUGCCAAGACCUCUGCGGGUUUCCUCCCGCUCUUCGCAGGAGCGGCCACAAAGAAGCAAGCGGCGCGGCUGGCAGUGACCCUGAAGCGGUGGCAGGAGCAGGUGCCCUACGGUGUGCCCAGCACCGACCCCUCGGACCCGCGCUUUGAGGCGCUGCGCUACUGGCGCGGACCCGUGUGGCUCAUCAUUAACUGGAUGGUUUCAAACGGACUCAAGCACUAUGGGCUGUCAGAGCUAGCCGAGAAGGUGCGCAACAGUUCUCUGCACCUCACAUCGCAAGCAGGGCUGCACGAAUACUUUGACCCACUGAGCGGAGCAGGGGCGGGUGGAGCAAACUUCUCCUGGACGGCAGCCAUGUGCCUCGCAUGGCUGGACCGCCCUGCUGCUUCGGCUAUUGGCCACCGCAUGAGUGGGCCGAAGCGGCCCUCUGAUAUGGCAUUAAAUGCCAUGGACACCUCCUCCGUCUUCUUCUCGUGCAAGGACGACGCGUCGCACAUCGCCCUGCCGCAAGUCCACAGCAUUCUCACCAAAGUCGAAUUCUCUGGCUCCGAGCCAUGGCAGCCAGUGACACAGCUGGGUCACGAGCAGUGCAAGCAGUGCGGCAUAUACCAGCGCCACUUCUUCCUCUACACCUCCACCGUUGCCGAAUUCCCGCUCUGCCCCGCCAACUUCUCGCUGCCCGCCGAGCAACAACCCACGGCCACGGGGCCACAUCGGCGCAACCCCACUGCAGCCAUGUCAGGCGGUGUAGCGGUUAUCGACAUACCAGGGGUGCUCUACGUGUCACUGGCGUGUGAUACGUGUGUGGCUCCCCCGCCCCCUCCUGCUCCACGCGUAACCGAGUUUGAACCAGCAGUCACCGACGUCACGGGCACAUGGGUGACAACCGUCAUUCUCUCCUUCGCCUUCCUGGUCGCCGUCGCCAUGUGCUGUGUCAUCGCACUCAUUCUGCGCCACCAGCACCGCCACAGACGGCAGCACGACGAGAUGGAGAAAUCCCGCUUCUUGGAUCUGCAUGGCGAUAGCAGCAGCAGCGGCAUCCAUGAUCACAGCCAGAAUGCACCGUAUUUGGACAACGAUCCUGAACAUGGGGAUGAGAGUGGUGCAGGUGAAGGAAUGGGAGGGGAAGGUUCGGGAGAGAGUGCUGCAACAGCAGCUUUUGCUCCUGGGACCAGUAUUGAUGACGGGUACAGAGACGAUGAUUUUUAUUUAGGUAAUGGUCAUACUACAGCUGCACUUCACUACCGCGGUGCUGCAUCUGACAAGUCAGAAGAGCAGAGAGUGCCCAUGAUAUAA